GGACAAAUCGUACAAGUUAGGCCUAGACCAAAAUCCGAGGUGAAUCCAACAAUAGUUAAUACAGUCGAUAAAAGAGAAAGUCUUGCAAACGCUCUACAGUUUCAUAUUGAGGACAUUGUUGAUGGGCUAGCUUUUAAUGAGAGCGAUCUUCUUGACUGCCUUGUAAGGGAACGGUAUCUGACAGAGGACGAAUACACAUUGAUUAAAAAAAUGAGUGACAGGAAAGACCAAAUUAGAGCUCUUGUAAGCACCAUCAAAGGACGUGAUCUACAAGUUUUGGAAGGAUUCGUGAAACACAUCAAACAACGUAUUCCAGCAGUCGCUGAAAAGUUUGAAAUGCAAUAUGGGUAACGGUGCGAAUGGAAAUACUUGCGGCCUUUGUAAAAUUAAAGACACAGUUCAAUGUUAAACAUGUGGUUGAUAGUUUGUGGUCGAUACAAGUUAUAGAUGAUGGCAUUUACAAUCAAAUAAUUUCUUCUGUUGCAACUGUAGGAGCACAAGUACAUUAUGGGUGGACAUAUUUAAUUCUCUGAACAGUCUUAAUCCCGAAAAUGCUAAAUUGGCUCACGCAAAAUUGUUGAAGGCAGUCUCAGAAGAUCACAUGCUUAUGCAUUUAGAAAAAGAUAUAAAAGAACUGCUGAUCAAGAAUCAUGGAAAGCUGAUUUGCUCGUGUGAACCGAGAUUCAAUUUACCUAACACAGAUUCAGUUAUGCUUCCGACGUCAGGCCGAUCUGUUUUACAUAAUUCUAG
This is a messenger RNA of Mercenaria mercenaria, 750 nucleotides long. RefSeq lists its product as uncharacterized. Gene Ontology annotation, biological process: regulation of apoptotic process. The annotation marks the transcript as partial. NCBI's taxonomy places the organism in Eukaryota, Metazoa, Mollusca, Bivalvia, Venerida, Veneridae. The transcript has 2 exons. The record is from RefSeq and is a predicted model, not a curated record.